Molecule: messenger RNA, 1769 nt
Organism: Equus caballus (horse)
Lineage: Eukaryota; Metazoa; Chordata; Mammalia; Perissodactyla; Equidae
Gene: PTGES
Product: prostaglandin E synthase
Biological process (GO): prostaglandin biosynthetic process
Cellular component (GO): membrane
Molecular function (GO): prostaglandin-E synthase activity
Source: RefSeq, a predicted model, not a curated record
CCUGAGGACUGGCCUUGACCCCUGGCAGAGGAGAGAGUCUGCAUCUGCCCAGCGUCCGAUCCGAGCCAUGACUCUCAGGGGUUGAGAGGCGGGCAAGGGGCCCCCUGCAGGGUCGGAGUGAAGAAUGCCGUUGUGUAAAAAUGGAGAACCUCACCACAGCCCAGGGCCUGUCCCCGCCUGAGUCAUGCUUGAGAGAGAGGGAGGAGAAAGCAAGAGCCCCGAAGCCCCUCGGAUUUCCAGCUGGCCGAGGCCGGCCUUGUGACAUCGCUGAAGGCAUCACCUGAUGAGCUCAGGCAGAGGCGUCUGGGGCCAGGGAGACACAGCCUCACGCCUGCUCUCGCCGUGUUCCCCGGAGCUCCUGCCGCCGAGAUGCCACCCCCUAGCCUCGCGAUGGUGAGUGGCCAGGCGCUCCCGGCCUUCCUGCUCUGCAGCACGCUGCUGGUCAUCAAGAUGUACGCGGUGGCCGUCAUCACGGGCCAAGUGAGGCUGAGGAAGAAGGCUUUCGCCAACCCCGAGGACGCCCUGAGACACGGAGGCCUCCAGUUUCACCGGGACGACCAGGACGUGGAGCGUUGCCUGAGAGCCCACCGGAACGACAUGGAGACCAUCUACCCCUUCCUGUUCCUGGGCCUCGUCUACUCCUUCCUGGGGCCCGACCCUUUCGUGGCCCAGAUGCACUUUCUCGUCUUCUUCCUGGGCCGCAUGGUGCACACCGUGGCCUACCUGGGGAAGCUGCGGGCGCCCACCCGCUCUCUGGCCUACACCGUGGCCCAGCUCCCCUGCGCCUCGAUGGCCCUGCAGAUCGUCUGGGAAGCAGCCCGCCACCUGUGACCGCCAGCUGAGACCUCCUUGCCGCCAGACCGCUGACCGUGAGCCGCCUAGGGGAUUGGGCAUCCCUUCCAGAUUGUGACAGGCCCUGGGGCCUGGUUUCCUGGCAAACUGCUGAGCGCGGGAUCCUGGACCCAGUGCACCUGUGUGUGUUUGCAUAUGUGUGUGUUUGCACAUGUGCGUGUGUGCGCCCCUUGGAUUCCUGGGUGAAGUGGCCGAUGGAGCCGUUUAGAGACGAGCUGUCAAGAUUGAUAGAAAACCCUUCCACUCAAAUAAUAGAGCAUUUAAAACAUGACUCCUUCUUCAUCAUCCCUAAGAGCAGGAAGAGUGAGGAGGGCCAGUUCAGAUUCCUGAGCCUAAUGGUCAUCCGAUCCAGGGCUGUAGUAAAUGCAGACUUCUCAGACCCACCCCAGAAAUUCUGGUUCAGCCUAUUUAGAGGGGGGCCUGGGCAUCUGCAUUUUUUGUAAAGCUCCUGGUGAGUCCCAGCACGGGCGGGUCCCGAGCCCCUGGCAGCCCCCUCUAGAGGCAGGGCCAGGACGCGCAGGGUGUGUUGCGAUUUCUUUUACGGCCGGAGUUCAGUGAGGGGGCAUUAUGCUCGGUGCCCUCCGCUCAGUCCACAUCCCUCACUGGAGCCUUCUCUGCCUGGCACCGGGGCGGAUGGGAGGGGCCCCCGGUGACGUCUGCCUUCUCUCCCUGAGGUUUCUGUCGCUCCUGAAGGCUGUAAAUCAAGGACAAUGGGCCUUGAAGGACCAACCGCAAAAGGGAACUUACUGGCUCCUUCAGUAUCUGCAGGAUUUGAAAACCGCAAAUGUGCCUCCUGUGGAGAAUGUGUGUGUGUGUGCGUGUGUGCAUGUGGAAUCCACGUGUCUCUCCUAGACUCCUGUUCUGAGACGUGUGUGGCUUUAAUCAUUAAAUGGAGCCUUUGGCAAGCUCGGCCCACC